GAGGAACACAACUAGACUGCAUAAUGAACAAGCGGACAACAGAAGACCGCCAAAGUUUGGAAUGUGUCCACUUUUUUAUGAUGUACAAUAUGUGAUCUUCCUUUCUCCAUCUUAGGGAAGAUUACUUUUUUAAAUCAAUUGUAAAAUUUCAGAACUUGCAUUACUUCUUUUCUUGGUAAACACCUAUCUAGUUCAAACAAUGGCUCCAUCGACAAUUACAGUACCACUGAAGUUAGUAGCCCGAGAGAAAACUCUGCCUGAAAUGUUCGUGCGUGAUGAAGACGAGAGACCCAAGGUAGCUUACAAUGUGUUCAGCGAUGGUAUUCCGGUGAUAUCUCUUGCUGGAAUAGACGAAUCAGGCGAACGGAGAUCAGAGAGAUGUGAAAAGAUUGUGGAAGCUAGUGAAGAAUGGGGCUUGUUUCAGGUAAUUGAUCAUGGAAUAGACCUUGACCUGAUUUCCAACAUGGCUAAACUUGCCCGACAAUUCUUUGCUUUGCCGGACGAUGAAAAGCUCCGGUUUGAUAUGACCGGAGGUAAAAAGGGAGGUUUUAUAGUUUCUAGUCGCCUCCAGGGUGAAGCAGUUCGGAAUUGGCGGGAGAUGUUGACGUAUUUCUCAUACCCGAUCCGGGCUCGGGGCUAUUCCAGGUGGCCGGAUAAGCCCGAGGGAUGGAAAGCGGUGACAGAGUUUUACAGCGAGAAACUAAUGGCCCUGGCCCGGAAGUUGUUGGAGGUACUAUCUGAGGCUAUGUGCCUGGAGAAAGAUGCGCUUGCAAAGGCUUGUGUGGAUAUGGAUCAGAAGAUAGUGGUGAAUUUCUACCCAAAAUGCCCGCAGCCAGAACUUACACUUGGCCUGAAAAGACACACCGAUCCAGGCACCAUAACUUUGCUUCUCCAGGACCAGUAUCUGGGCAAUGGACGUUUCAAAAGCGCGGAUCACCGAGCUGUGGUUAAGUCCGACUACAGCAGGCUUUCAAUCGCCACGUUUCAGAAUCCGGCACCGGAAGCCAGUGUGUACCCUCUUAUCAAUAAUAUCAGUGAAGGGGACAAGAUGUACAGGGGGAAAAUGAGUAGAGAUCUUGAGAUUGCCAAACUGCAGAGAUUUGGUAAUAAGGAAAAGCUAGGGACAGAGUUAUUAAUUACUGAGGAGGAAAUAAAGUCCCUCGAGGCAAAAUCUGAUCCUGCAUUUAAACUUGCUAUACUACUGAAGGGACUAAAGAGACCUAUACGACUCAAUCUGUAUUAA
This is a messenger RNA of Oldenlandia corymbosa var. corymbosa, 1243 nucleotides long. The record is from the annotation of a GenBank genome assembly. NCBI's taxonomy places the organism in Eukaryota, Viridiplantae, Streptophyta, Magnoliopsida, Gentianales, Rubiaceae.